Leucoraja erinaceus (little skate) is the source of this 1059-nucleotide messenger RNA. RefSeq names its product heat shock factor binding protein 1b (gene hsbp1b). The record is from RefSeq and is a predicted model, not a curated record. Bases 129 to 356 code for a protein of 75 amino acids. The transcript is spliced from 4 exons. Gene Ontology annotation, biological process: cellular heat acclimation. Gene Ontology annotation, cellular component: cytosol; nucleus. Gene Ontology annotation, molecular function: transcription corepressor activity. NCBI's taxonomy places the organism in Eukaryota, Metazoa, Chordata, Chondrichthyes, Rajiformes, Rajidae.
AAGGCAGUAGAAGGUUCGGCAGUGACGCGGUGGAAGGGCCGUGGCGCCGAGGAGGGUUGGUUGUUGUGGUAACCGGGCAGCGGCUGGAAGGAAGGCUGAGCGUCGUGAGGGGGCUGAACACACUUGUGAUGUCGGACACCGACCCAAAGACGGUGCAGGAUCUGACCGCCGUGGUGAGUGUUACUACAUUGCUUCAACAGAUGCAGGACAAAUUCCAAACAAUGUCUGACCAGAUAAUUGGGAGAAUUGAUGAGAUGAGUGCUCGCAUCGACGAUCUAGAAAAAAACAUUGCUGACCUGAUGACGCAAGCAGGAGUUGAAGAAAUAGAAGCAGGAGAAAAUAAGGCUCCCAAGUAACCCGAAGAGGAAAAUAGAAGGAAUUUUUUUUAAUGUACGCCAAUCCAGGUUGAUUACUUCAAGAAUUCUGCUGUGUUAAAAGUGCAUUUCUUUUAUAUUCAAAGUCAUAGGUGUGUUAACAGCUCUAUUUGAAUAGUCUUUUGUAAGGAAAACACAAAUGUACUGCAUAAAAUUUAUUUGUUGGUAUCUGACUUUCUUGGAUAAUUUUGAUUGAGCUAAUUGAAACUCCAUUUCCUCAUGACCUUUUUUUGCAUUCAAGUAAUUUUGACGGCAUUUUUUUAAGCAUUGGUAGUAGAUCCAGUUUGUAUAUUUAUGGCAUUAUUGCUGUUUUUCUCACUUGGAAUGUUCAGUAAAAGACAUCUUUAAAAGCCCACGUGUGUUUUACCCCUGACAUGAAAAGUCAGUUAGCUGUAAUCCUUCAUAAUGUAAUUGAUGGGCGGCUCCUGUUCCUAAGCAUUUGCAGUCAUAAUCGUUAUUAAUUUGGCGAUGUCAGGAAGGUCUUUUAAUGGCAAUGCCAUAUUCCAUUUGCCAUUUUGUGCUUGUACUAAACGUUUGCAUUGGAGAUUGCUCAAAACGUGAUAAAUGGUGCUUGGGUUAUAUUUAUGGACAUCUAUUUUUGAUUUCCUCAUUAACAAUAACCAUCUUAAUUACAGAUUACUUCUAAGUAGUGGAAAUAUUAUAAGAUAAAGGUGUCCUAAAGAAA